AUGGAUAAAAAUAUUACGCCGACUAUAGUAUUUCAUCCAAUUAUUUCUUCAAUACAAAAAAUUGCUCUUUAUGAGACAAAGUCUAGAUUUUAUUUAAUGGGGUCAAAUAAUACUUUGACACGUUUUCGAGUUUUAAAAAUAGACCGUAUGGAACCGAAAGAAUUAGUUGUCGUAGAUGAUAAAAGGGAAUAUACUCAAGAUGAAAUAAAAGAUCUUGUUAAUAUGAUAGACAUAGGCAAUCGUACUCGUGCUGGACAACGAAAUAAUAUUGGUGGUGUUGCUAGAAUUGUCUCAGCUUUUGGAAUUGUUGGCAACAUUCAUAAAGAAUCUACAUCUGACAAUGGUGUAUCAGAAGAAUCUGAACACCAAGACUAUCAAAAACCAUUGCACAAACCAACUCAAACUAAAUUCACCUGGAAAACAAUGUGGCAGAGAGAUACUUUUCCCCGACAUGUACCAGCUUUUGGUCUCCUUGGUUUCGUAUGUUUUUUGGAAGGAUACUAUAUAAUUCUGGUUACCAAACGACGAAGGGUAGCUGUAAUUGGUCACCAUACAAUAUAUAAGAUAGAAGAUACUUCAAUGAUCUAUAUACCAAAUGACACUAUUCGUGUCUUUCAUCCAGAUGAACAAAGAUACGUAAAGAUGUUUCAAAGCAUAGAUCUGAGUAGUAACUUCUAUUUUAGUUAUUCUUAUGACUUAACACAUACUUUACAAAAUAAUAUGACUCCACCAAAACACAUUAAACUUGAUAUUUUCAAUACAAAUGACAAAGAUUCAAGUCAAACGCAGAAUGAUGAUACUGAGGAUGCAGAAGCCUUUUUUAAUAUGUGGACAUUUAAAAAAAAUUAUCAAAACAAUAGCAACAUAGAAAAAUAUGUCGAUUAUGGUGUACGAAGUAAUCCACAUCGCCGAUUUGUGUGGAAUUCACAUUUAUUAAGACCAGUAGAAAAAAACUUGCAUCGUGACUGGAUUUUAUAUAUUACACAUGGCUUUAUUGGUCAAUCAAAUGUUAGUAUUUUUGGAAGAUCUAUGUAUGUAACUAUUAUAGCUAGAAGAAGUAACAAGUAUGCAGGUACCAGAUUUUUGAAACGUGGAGCAAAUUUUGAUGGAGAUGUUGCAAAUGAAGUAGAAACAGAACAAAUUGUACAUGAUUCUGGAGUGAGUUCUUUAAGUAAGGGUCGUUUUAGUUCUUUUGUUCAAAUGCGUGGGUCAGUUCCUGGACACUGGAGUCAAGAUGUUAGUAAAAUGGUUCCUAAACCUACAAUCACUUGUGAUUUGGCUGAUCCUUAUGUAGAAACAGCAGGUGCACAUUUUAAUCAACUUCUAAGAAGAUAUGGUUCCCCAGUUAUAAUUCUCAAUCUUGUUAAGAAACGUGAAAAAAAGAAACAUGAAAGUACAUUAAGUGAAGAAUUAUGCAUGGCUGUUAAAUAUUUAAAUCAAUUUUUAUCUCCAGAACAUCAUAUUCAGUAUAUAAGUUUUGAUAUGGCACGAAUGAACAAAAGGAAAACGUCUAAUGUUAUGGCACGUUUGGCGAAUAUAGCACAUAAUGCAGUUUUGAAAACUGGUAUUUUUCAAUCACAAAAUCCAUAUUACAGUCAAAGGAACUUAUUUUCUCCACAAGCCAAUAAUAUUAAAAAAUUUCACAAAAUGAAUUCAAAUACAAAUUGUUCAGUUAAUGCAUAUAGUGUACAAAAUUAUACAAAUUUUACAACUAUAGAUGGUAAUAAUUUAUUUGUCACCUGUAAUACUGAUUCUAAAAUUAUCAAAGAAAAUAAGCAUGAUGAAUUAAAUUACAUAGAAAUUAAAGUAAGACAAUGUUUCAAUAAAAUGUGUACAUUGCAAACUGGUAUUAUUAGAACAAAUUGCGUUGAUUGUCUGGACCGUACAAAUACAGCGCAAUUUGCGAUAGGAAAAUGUGCUUUGGGAUUUCAAUUAUGUGCUUUAGGGGUAUUAGAAUCGCCUAAAUUGGAAUUUGAUUCGGAUUGUGUAAGAAUGUUAGAAGAAUUAUAUGAGGAUCAUGGUGAUACAUUAGCAUUACAAUAUGGUGGUUCUCAAUUGGUGCAUAGAAUAAAAACUUAUAGAAAAACUGCACCAUGGACUAGCCAGGGUAACGAUAUUAUGCAAACUCUCAGUAGAUAUUAUAGUAACACUUUUAGUGAUCAAGAAAAGCAACAUACAAUUAAUUUAUUCUUGGGUUUAUUUAUACCUGAAGAGGGAAAACCCCCAAUUUGGGAGCUUCUAACAGAUUAUUACCUUCAUCAUAAACCUGCUUGUCGUUAUACUCGCAGAACAAAGCUUUUAACGCAGUGGUGGGAUACUGCCGUAUUAAAGUGUCUUCCAUAUGCCUUACAUGAAAUAACAAAAACAUGUUCAGAAAUAAUACAAGUUCAGAACUCAAUGGAAGAGAUGAUUGAUGUUUAUUACGAUUACCAUAGACCGUCCGAACUGUCCUUACUUUCUGAAGUUUACGCAUAUAAAAUUAGUCAUUCUGUUAGAGAUUUUAUGCCGCAUUUUACAACCAGUUAUAGUCCAUUUGCAGUACGAGUACGACCAGGUAGAAGAAGGGAAGAGACUGGUAAUAAAAAUCUAAAUAUGAAGAAUCCUUCAAUGACUGGACAAAGUAGUACCAGUAGUACAACAUCAAGUGCAAGUUCUAGUGAUGAUUCAAGUUCAGAUGAAGAUGAAAAUCAUCAACAUAUUAAUGAUUCUCAAUUUAUAAAUUUGAAAGAAAGUUCAGAAUUUACAUCUUUUGAAUCAUUAUUUCCAUCCAUGAAAGAAGUGUAUGGUGUUCAACCAAAAUAUCCAGAAAGAAAUGAUGUCAUAUUGUAUAAAAGAUUUGCUUUGAUUGGACGCACUGCAAUACAUCCCACAGAUUAUAUGAAACUGCGUUUGAAAUUAACUCAACAAGUAUCAUUUCCUGAGGUAGCAACUACCGUGAUUCAACUACCCACAGUAAAGGAGUCUAGUAUAAGUAUAUACGAGCAAUAUGUUAAAAGAGCUGUGGUAGGUGGUUCCAUGCCAAGUUCUAAUGAUAUUGAUUUGUAUGAAAGUUAUACAGCACACAGUAAAGGAGUUUAAUAUAAGUAUAUAUGAGCAAUAUGUUAAAAGAGCUGUGGUAGGUGGUUCCAUGCCAAGUCAUGAUAUUGAUUUGUAUAAAAGUUACACAGCACAAUAGUUGUUGAGAAGAUAAAUAUAUCCAAACU
This is a messenger RNA of Eufriesea mexicana, 3203 nucleotides long. RefSeq names its product polyphosphoinositide phosphatase FIG4 (gene FIG4). Gene Ontology annotation, biological process: phosphatidylinositol dephosphorylation. Gene Ontology annotation, cellular component: intracellular membrane-bounded organelle. Lineage: Eukaryota; Metazoa; Arthropoda; Insecta; Hymenoptera; Apidae. Bases 1 to 3078 code for a protein of 1025 amino acids. The transcript is spliced from 15 exons. The record is from RefSeq and is a predicted model, not a curated record. Gene Ontology annotation, molecular function: phosphatidylinositol-3,5-bisphosphate 5-phosphatase activity.